GACUGCCUGAUUCAUUUGGCAGGAGCAUUAUGGCCGGCUGAACGGGCUCACUAUUGCCUGGAUUGGGGAUGGAAACAAUGUCCUCCACUCCAUGAUGAUGAGUGCUGCGAAGCUGGGAAUGCACCUGCGUAUUGCGACUCCCAAGGGCUUUGAACCAGACCUCAAAAUAACUAAAAUAACUGAACAGUUCUCCAAAGAGUAUGGUACCAAGUUACUCCUCACAACAGAUCCUCUGCAGGCUGCAGACGGUGCCAAUGUCUUAGUUACAGACACAUGGAUAAGUAUGGGACAAGAAGAGGAAAGGAAAGAAAGACUAAAGGCGUUUCAAGGUUAUCAGAUUACAAUGCAGACUGCAAAAUCUGCUGCUUCCAACUGGACUUUUUUACAUUGUUUACCCAGAAAACCUGAAGAAGUUGAUGAUGAAGUAUUUUAUUCUCCACAGUCAUUGGUCUUCCAGGAAGCUGAAAACAGAAAAUGGACAAUUAUGGCUGUCAUGGUUUCCCUGCUGACAGAUUACUCACCACAGCUACAAAAGCCUACGUUUUGAUGCUUGGAUUCCUGCCAAGAGAAAAAAAUUAAUCAUCGGCAGAAUAUUCUGGUCUGCAAAUACACAGAUCUUCUUCAGAAAGGAUCAAAGCAAUGAAUGAUUCUUUACUAAAACCAUACAGUUAGCU
Molecule: messenger RNA, 674 nt
Organism: Nestor notabilis (Kea)
Lineage: Eukaryota; Metazoa; Chordata; Aves; Psittaciformes; Psittacidae
Product: ornithine carbamoyltransferase, mitochondrial
Exons: 5
Coding region: 92-547 (151 amino acids)
Biological process (GO): L-citrulline biosynthetic process
Cellular component (GO): mitochondrion
Molecular function (GO): ornithine carbamoyltransferase activity; amino acid binding
Source: RefSeq, a predicted model, not a curated record